This is a messenger RNA of Postia placenta MAD-698-R-SB12, 4326 nucleotides long. RefSeq lists its product as hypothetical. The transcript has 13 exons. NCBI's taxonomy places the organism in Eukaryota, Fungi, Basidiomycota, Agaricomycetes, Polyporales, Adustoporiaceae. The record is from RefSeq and is a predicted model, not a curated record. Gene Ontology annotation, molecular function: protein binding; ATP hydrolysis activity. Bases 1 to 4326 code for a protein of 1441 amino acids.
AUGUCUCGAUAUUCAACGCCCGCUGUCGGAUCGAGGCACCAGUGGAGGAAAGCGUUCGAGCAUUUCAAACGCGAAGUCACCAUAGACGGCCCCUCUAAAGGGCUGUCGAUGAUUCGUGACAGACAAACGCUUAAAUCCUUCUUCCAGAAAUGGGUCGAAGAUGAUAAACUGUUUCGUUCACUGGUGGAAACUUUGGACCCCAUCCUCACCGAUAUCGAAUGGCUAUCAAAUGUCGCGGGCGACGAUAUUCAUGCUGCCUCCUCGUACAGUGAAGCCAGUUAUCGGAGUAUUGCGUCGGUAGUCUUGGCAUCGCAGGAGACCGCGGCUUGCAUAGCAUCUUUUGCUCUUUUUCCGAGAAGCAUCUAUAUACCUGCACUGGAUAAUGCCCCAGAAAUGCUCUCAGAUUCCUGCGUUGAUUUCCUUGCGGACGAGAUCAACACCCUGAGGCUAAUAUGCAAAGAGCUGAAGUCUUCCCAUGACCAGAGGUCCCUUGUAGGCUGCAUCCUAGAACCAACUGUGUUCUGGAGACGACCUACAGUAGGUAGAAGUGAACCAUCGAAGACCUCGCUAGCGCAGUUGCGCUGGAAGCUCAACUCUAUAAUCUGGGAAGCAGACCUAUCUGAAUGCGCUCUGCCUGUCGUUCUAUCUAGGAUUCUUCCCACGUGGACGAAGAUUCCAAGUGUUGAAUUCGGCGACAUCGUGGCGGUUCCAGUGAAGAGUUUUGAGGAAUGCCUUGACGACUGGUUCAGCAGUGUCAAAAUAUCGAAAGAACAGAUCAAAUUGCAUGCGACGCUUGAAGAGAUCGGUGCGCAAGUUCAAUCGAUUUGGAAGACUAUGGCUGGAUGGACUACUGACGACGAGCAGUAUCUUCACGCUGUAUGCAGUUCAUUCCUACUCUUACUCACGGAAGCGAGAAUUGCAAGCAUCCCGUGCAUACUCAUCGUGAGGUUGGCGGGUCGUCUCAAGUCGAUUCUCCGGCGUAUUCCUACAGGAGUGCAGAAUGUGUCACUGAACAUGCGAUGCAUAUACAAGCAAAUCUAUGCACAGCUUGUUCUCAUUGUCGUUACGUCGAGCUUGAUCAUCAGGGAACACCGUUCUCAGUCAAACAUUGUCACGUAUUUCUACACGCCGCAUGCACUGUUGGCUAAUCAUGAGAAUCUUCGGGACCUCCUAGACGAGUUGGAUCACCUGGCUGGGAAACUUGUAACUGCUCUUCCUCCUCCUGAAGGUGGCUCACCGUUUCCUGACGUUUGGAGCAUCGUGAUGCGACAUUACAUGGCGACUACAGGCAAUAACAUCGUGCCAGAAAUGAAGUAUCAGCGGAUCGAUAAUCUCGACGCCUUGAAGUCAGCCCUGGCGAGGGGAGAAUACACCUUCCAUUCUAGUCAGAUGUCGGAUCUCAAAAGACUAUUCCAACCAAUGCUGAAAUUUCUCAGUUGGUCUGUUGCAACCGCUGCUGACUUAGCUAACGAUCUCCCGAGCUACGCCGUUAUAGUUACCGUCGCAAUCAAGAUUUUAGCAGAGGCUGGUGAAGACCUCGGAGCGGCCAACAAUAACAUCCUCAAACUUUUCAAGAGUCUAGAACAGUUCCUCCGUCGUCUUGAGAUAUAUCAAAAGCAAAGAUACACACAGGCGCUGGAGGAUAUCUUCGUCGACAUCUUGACGCAGCUUCUUGUCACGUUUGAACUCGCGAACAAGGCCAUCAACCGAGGGCUUUUUGGCAAGUUACGAACCCGGGAGACCGACAAUAUCUCUGACUACAUCUGUAAAGAUGACGAUACGCAACAUGCUCUUUCGGAGCUGGAGGAGUUAUUCGAACAGGAAAAUCGGAUAGUUUCGGCAGGAAUACUUGACAUUGCAGGUGGGAUACAGAAAGAUGUUGAGAUGAUACGCAAGACGGUAAACCUAAUUGCGGGUCAAACGAUGGAUAAUGAACCAUCACCGAACCCAGACCUGGCUCUACAAUCAGACUUGCCAUCGAAGCCAGUACACUGUUUCGGCCGACAUGAAUCCACUGCUGCCCUUCGUACAUCCGUACUGAACCAUGAACCCGCAAUUGUCCUUGGGUCAGGGGGGAUUGGGAAGACUACUCUUGUCCUCGAGGUGCUUCACGAUCCUGAUGUGAUAUCUGCAUUCACCAGUCGGCUGUUUGUGACAUGCGAGGCUAUGAAAGGUGGCUUGGAACAGUUUCAUAUUACUCUCGCUAACUCAUUGGGGCUGUACACGGAGUUGCGUGGCCAACGACUGCGAGCGAUGGUUUACCAGGUUCUACAACAAAAGGCUACUCUGCUCUGUAUCGACAACUUCGAGACGCUCUGGGAGCUCCCACAAUCGCGCAGGAUGGUAGAGGAGAAAUUCUCAAAACUCGCGCAAAUUAGAAACCUUGCGCUCGUUGUCACGAUGCGCGGGGCUGAGCGCCCAGGAGGAAUCAAGUGGGCCUCGCUUGCUCCUCUCCUUCCUCUGUCGACUACCGAUGGACUGCGAAUCUUCACGGGGAUCAGCGGCGCUCAACCAGACACGUACGCUGAAAAACUGGUCCAGGCAACCGAUGGUCUCCCUUUAGCCAUUAGCCUUCUUGCGCAUCUUGCACAACCUGGCAUUGAGACCACGGAGUCCCUUUGGUAUCGCUGGCAGGGGAUGGGAACCGCCGUGAUUUCCAGAAGUGACGGUGCCCAAGACCGACUACUAGAUCUCGGAACAUCUAUCGAACUUUCCCUCGGUAGUCACCGCAUGACCAGCGAUCCCUCCGCAGCCACUGUUCUUUCCAUCGUGAAAGAACUCUCAGACGGCCUGCCUUCGUCCACGAGCCUGCUACAUGAAUUACAAUCGUACUUGCCCUCCCACAUCACCCUCCAACAGUCUCUUGUUACUCUUACUCGAAACGGGCUCGUGUACAUUGAUCGAAGGUCUCCGUCUAGUACAGGACGGUACCGAAUGCUCGCACCUACUCGACAGUAUUGCUCUAGCCUCCCACGCCUCCAGCUUGUGGACGACCUGAGCCGUGCCAUUUGUAAGUUCUUUACCGUGCUGGUGCGAACAUAUGACCUCUCCCUACCACAAAUCCCGCUAUCUUACUCGAUAAUCCCACCAGAACUAGGCAACAUCGAAGCCGUUAUUUUCAUGUCGCUAAGACGUGCUCCGCCAGACAUCGACCUCGCUUCCGCAGCAAUAGCGCAUGCCGAAUGGAUGCUGCAUCUUCGUUAUCCCUCACACACACUGUUAGAGCAGAUCCUUAAAAUUGGGAUCGACGAUGUGAGCACGCGUGCCGACUGCCACCGCUGCAUGGGUCGCAUAGACCGAUAUCGCAGCCAAUGGGACCUCGCAGAACAGGAGAUUGAACGUGCUGCACGGUUACAUCGCAGCGCCGAGGCCGUUUUUCACGACGUGAAACGUCUCCAUCUUGAAACUCACAACAAGAUCGGUGCUGCUAACGCAGAACUCUACCUCGGCACUCUCUACCUCCGCCAAGACAAUCUUCCACGCGCAGAGGCCGCACUUCUGGAUGCACGAAGUCGUAGCCAAGAAGCUGGGAGUAUACUUGGAGAGGCGGACAGUCAUGGAUAUCUCGGCGCCCUCUAUCUCCGAAUCAAUCGCCUCGAAGAUGCCCGGCUGUCUCUUGAGAAGGCCCUUGCGCUCUACCUACAGAUCCACAGUAUUCGUGGAGAAGCCCAUAUAUGCCAACACCUCGGUACCUUGUACGUUCGCACGAACCGUCUCCAGGAAGCCAAAGAUAGUAUACUGAGGGCGCUCGACCUUCAUCGCGAGGCUGAAGACAUCCUUGGACAAGGAUAUGACCAUCAAUACCUCGCCGAUUUGUAUCACCGUUCUAACCAGCUUGACGAUGCUGAGACCGCCAUCAAUUUGGCGUUGAGUCUACAUCGCAAAGCGUGCAGCAUUCUGGGUGAAGGCAUAGACCUCACUGUGCUUGCGGCAAUCUACAGGACGAGCAACCGUGCACAGAAGGCGGAAGAAUGUCUCCUCCAAGCCAUUGACCUUUUUCAGCGUGCCGAGGCCAAGCUAGAUGAAGGGAAUGCACAUCAAGAACUUGGAGACCUCUACAUGGAUAUGGGCCGCCUCAGCGAUGCGGCGAAGUCACUUAAUUACGCAUUACAGCUACAUCAGCAGUAUUCGGCCGUUGACGCAAAUAUUGCUAACGACCAUCGGCUUCUAUCAAAACUUCGCGACUUGAUGAAUCCAAAGCCCAUGGUUGCGUCGGAGAUAAUUGAGGACACUCCUGGCUUAAGGCCACAAAACGAGUCAGUUCAUUCGUCGCAUAUCUUACUCAAAUAUCUAAACACCCACAUAUCAGACGAUCCGUGGCAGUAA